CUCGGAUCUGAUUGGUUACUGCGGUUUGAAGCCUUGGAGAUGGUGUUCAUGGCUACCUGACUGUAUUUGUACUCUAAUGGAGUUCUGAAGGGGAUAUGAUUAUGGAUGCAGACCUCAAAGGCUGUUUUAGAUCUACAAGAAAUUAAUGAACGGGACACAGGAGCGUCUGACGCCCGUACUGCGAGAUGUGACAGGAUGCUGAACCAUCACUGCAGAAGGAACCCAGAGUUACAGGAGGAGCUGCAGAUCCAGGCGGCGGUGGCGGCCGGCGAUGUCUACACUGUCCGUAAGAUGCUGGAGCAGGGCUACUCGCCCAAGAUCAGAGAUGCCAAUGGCUGGACGCUGCUGCACUUCUCUGCGGCAAAGGGCAAGGAGCGCUGCGUGCGCGUGUUCCUCGAACAUGGAGCGGACCCCACAGUGAAGGAUUUUAUCGGAGGCUUCACAGCCCUGCAUUAUGCUGCCAUGCACGGCCGUGCCCGCAUCGCCCGCCUCAUGCUGGAGUCCGAGUAUCGCAGCGACAUCAUCAAUGCCAAGAGCAAUGACGGCUGGACCCCUUUGCACGUGGCGGCCCACUACGGCCGCGACUCCUUCGUGCGUCUCCUCUUAGAGUUCAAAGCCGAGGUGGACCCGCUCAGCGACAAAGGCACGACGCCGCUCCAGCUGGCCAUUAUCCGCGAGCGCUCCAGCUGUGUGCGCAUUCUGCUCGACCACAAUGCCAACAUAGACAUUCAGAACGGCUUCUUGUUGCGUUACGCCGUCAUCAAGGGCAACCACUCGUACUGUCGCAUGUUCCUGCAGCGGGGAGCGGACACUAACCUGGGCCGGCUGGAGGACGGACAGACGCCGCUGCACCUGUCGGCCCUCAGAGACGAUGUGCUGUGCGCUCAGAUGCUGUACACGUACGGGGCCGAUACCAACACACGCAACUACGAGGGCCAGACCCCCGUGGCUGUUUCAGUCAGCAUGUCUGGCAUCAGUCGACCCUGUCUGGACUUCCUGCAGGAGGUCACAAGGCAACCCAGGACUUUGCAGGAUCUGUGCAGGAUAAAGAUCCGGCAGUGCAUCGGCCUGCAGAGCCUAAAGUUUCUGGAAGAUCUGCCCAUUGCCAAGGUCAUGAAGGACUACCUAAAACACAAGUUCGACAAUGUUUGACGGAAGCCAACAAACUCAUUUCUGUAGGUUCCCUUAAGACUCUAUGCAAACUCUCUUUUUUUUUUUUUUUUCAUUUUUAUUCAAAACCUCUGGGAGCAGGUGCAGCGUUUUGUACAAAUGGAGCGAAAAAGCUUAUUUACAGAGAAACGACUGUGGAUCGGGGAGCACUGUAAUGGCCACGUUUGAUUCGUUAGUAGAAGGUGUCCUUUCAUGCAUGCCUGGAGAAAUUCCUGACCCAUGAGAGAAGAAAAAACGCGAUGUUUGAUUUGUACCAAUAUCUUUUUUUUUUUGUUCUUAAAUCAACAAGGCCUUUGUAAGUAUUUGACGUUUUCUAUCGUCAAAAUUCUCAGUCAAGGAGACCCUUUUAAACUAGCAAAUAUUCAGGCCACUCUCACAAUUGUGCAUGCAUGUGAUAUUGUCCUUUUUUGCUCGGGAGAAAUUCUUUGGUCUAUUAAGUUAUUAACCCUCUGUUGAGAAUCCAAUUCAUUCAAAUUAAAAAAAAAAUCAUACUAAAAAAACCCACAAGAUCUCAGUUUUUCUGUGCAAACAUUUCAGUUUUUUAAAGAAUGCCUCAUUUAAUCUGAUUACAGUAUCUUAAGUUUCCAUUCAAAGUUCUCGAGAGGUCUACAGGUGAACGUAUGUACACAUAAAUCAUUAACAAACUUUAUGUAAAUAAUUGUGUCAUAUAUGUACAGCAGAUAUUUUUAGACUAUUUAAGCCACAAGCUUGUGUUAUCAAAGUGUUUUGGGGGUUUUGUUGUGUUCAUAUUGUGACCUAUCAAGGGCUUUCAUGUGGGAAUGUCCGAAUUCCCAAAGAAUUGGAAAAUGAGAUUCGAUUACAGCUAUUAGUGAUGCCUAAUGUUAAUUGGCCAUAAGAUUUUUUUUUUUGUUUUGUUUGUUAUGCACAUGAAAAAUCAGUAACUUAAUUUAUUCUAUUUUUCAUUUUGUUUAUUCAAGAUUUGAAAUGCACUUAAGUAUGUUUUUUCUUCAGACUAUAAACCGUUGUCAAACCUACGUGUAAGGUCUCAUAGCAUUAAGUUAGUUCAGUUUGACACAAGCAUUCAUUUUGUUUCAUACUUGUCAUUCAGAUCGCAACUUGAUUUUUAAUCUCCCCCCUAAAAUCUCAAUCAGUGUAAGAGUUUUGUGGGAGAUAUUUGUGUGAUCACUUUAAAUGUCGGGACUCUGAACGGACUCCUUCACUUUCACUCGAGUCUAUUUUAUCUAAACCUUUUUCUAACACUAGCUGCCUUUACUUGCAAUCUUUGACGCAGUACAGCUACAGCAUUUCACCACAUCAUGAACUCAAUUCAAGAGCAUUAAAGUGACCUGCCACAAAAUUUAAAUGAAAUCUUUUUCUUUUUUUUUGUCGCAUUUUUUAGGUUCAGUUUAGUGUGUUUUGGGUGUUUGUUGGGACGAAACCAUCUCUGGAUGACUGCUUGCUACCAUAAUGUAUUGAACUUCAGAUCAAUGUUUGGAGGACUGAUUUAAGAGUGAAGGAAUGUUAUUUGGGAAUUGUCUUUACUAAGCGAAAGUCUUCCACAACUUCUACUACUGAAUGUAUAUAAUCUGCUGUUUGCAAGUUUCACAUGUACAUUUGUGUGAAUAAAUGAAUCUCAUAAUGUCCCCAUUUGUUAUUUUUCAAAGUCUUAUUGCUGUACUUUGAAGCAGUAAUUGUGCCGUGUUCAUCGAUUUGCAUCCAUUUUUCUAGAGUUUGAUGACUUUCUAAUAAAAUGUCUGCUAAA
Pimephales promelas (fathead minnow) is the source of this 2893-nucleotide messenger RNA. It is a transcript of the gene asb7, whose product is annotated as ankyrin repeat and SOCS box containing 7. NCBI's taxonomy places the organism in Eukaryota, Metazoa, Chordata, Actinopteri, Cypriniformes, Leuciscidae. Gene Ontology annotation, molecular function: protein binding. Gene Ontology annotation, biological process: intracellular signal transduction. The record is from RefSeq and is a predicted model, not a curated record.